AAUUUAUAUAGAACCAAUAAUCAUGACGUCAUUCAACGAAAUAAUUAACAAACAUUCAACCCUUUCCAUAAAAUUGUGAUCACGUGGUACAAAACUCCAAUAGUGAAGUCUGAUGGAUUGGUAUCACUAUUCACUAUUGCUAUUGGAAGCUUAAGAUAACCGGCGGCGCCGGUUAUUAUAGAGCGCUUUAUCGGUUGUCCAAUGUCCAGUAUUCUACGCUGUGUAUGCGGCGGCGCGACUCUACGGUGUAGUUCUAGUUCCUUAAAUACGCUUUUAUUUCCUCAUAAACUCACUCGUCUAGUGAUAACAGAGAACCAAUUCAAUAUAAGCUAAUAAGCCGUUUCCUCGCCACAUUAAACCAGUGACCAGUCUACUUAUUGGCGACAUCGAGACAGGAAGUGUAGUGUAAUAAUUUCUGUUUAUAAAUUCUCGUUAAAUUCAAGAUUUGCAAUGGAAGAUUUAAGUUUCAUUCCUAACAUGCUAAAUGGGCCUUUGGAUCUUUAUAGAAAUACUUCAUCAUUCGACUGGAAACGAUUAAAGUUGGCUCUUGAAGGAGAUUUUCAGUUAUUAAGACUUAAGUACAAAAUAUGGGAAACAUUAGAAAAUGAUCCUCUAUUUGCACACAACAUAGUCACACCACCUGUUGAAGAGCAAAAGAGAAUUACACAAAUGCAACUGCAGAAGAUCAAUCAGUACAAGUUCUUAACUGAUGAAAUAUUUAAUGCUGGCUACAAGAAAAGGACAAGGACUCUAAUGACAAUAAAUGAGGCUGUACAGUCACUAGCACCUAGUGUUUCAGUAAAGAUGGCAAUUGGUAUUUAUUUGUUCUCAAAUGCAAUUUUAUCCCUUGGUACUGAACGACACAGACAAUUUUAUGAAGCCACUAUAAAGGAUAGAAAGUAUGUGGCAAGUUUCGCACUUACGGAGAUUGCGCAUGGCUCUGACGCUAAACUCAUGCGCACCACAUCCACUUACGACCCUAACACCAAGGAGUUCGUUAUACACACACCAGACUUCGAAGCUGCUAAAUGCUGGGUUGGUAAUCUAGGUAGAACGUGCACGCACACGCUGCUUUUUGCACAGUUGAUAACUCCUGAUGGCAAAAAUCAUGGUCUUCAUGGGUUCCUGGUACCGAUAAGGGAUCCUCAUACAUUGGAGGUGUACCCUGGACUCAUUGUCGGAGAUAUGGGAGAGAAAAUCGGUGUUAAUGGAAUUGAUAAUGGUUUCAUAAUGUUCAACAAGUAUCGAAUACCUCGCGUAAAUCUUCUUAAUCGGACUGCUGAUGUCACGGAAGAAGGUGUCUAUGAGAGUUCCUUUUCUGAACCCUCACGGAUACUUGGAGCUGCUCUGGAGAACCUUUCAGCUGGACGUAUCGGAAUAAUGCAGGAGAGCUGUCACUCGAUCUCUAGCUUAGUGGCGAUCGCAAUACGAUACGCCGCGACGCGCAAACAGUUUGGCGAACGGCAAAACGAGACAGCCCUGAUUGAAUAUGAAUUGCAUCAAUGGCGUCUUUUCGGGUAUGUCGCGGCCGCUGUCGUGUUCCGGUUCUACCUGCAGAACUUUGCGAAUGUCUAUCUUCAGAUAGUUGAGAAAUCAAACAGUGGUGACGGUGUCGAUAACUUGACUGAAGCAGUAUCAGAGAUUCACGCGAUGGUGUCCUGCAGCAAGCCUUUGCUGACCUGGACGGUGCUAGAGGCCGCACAGCAGUGCCGGGAGGCCUGUGGUGGACAUGGUUACUUGAAGGUUGCCAACAUAGGUGACAUUCGCAGUAAUCACGAGCCAACAGUCACAUAUGAAGGUGACAACAACGUCCUUUCCCAACAAACAGGGAACUGGCUUCUUAAGCAAUAUGAAGCCGUACUCAAUGGACACGACGUGGACUCACCCUUAGGCACAGUCACUUUCCUGAAAGACUUCAAGACGAUACUAAAUGGCACCUUUACCUGUAAGACCACGGAUGAAAUGAAGAAUCCUAAAUUCAUAUUGUCCACUUACAAAUGGCUUCUAUGCUGGCUUAUAAAGUACACGCACGAGAAAAACGAAGCCGAGUUAGCAAAAGGUCUAACCAAGAUGCAGGCGAGGAGUCGAAGUCAAGUAUACCGAUGGAGAAACCUCACGAAGGUCUACGCCGAGUAUCUUGCCCUGGUCUUCUGCCUCGAGAGCAUAGAGAAGACCGAAGCACAAUUACUUCCAGUUCUGAACAAACUAUUUUGUCUUUAUGGUUUAUGGUCAUUAGAUAAACAUUUGGUGGAAAUGUACCAGGGAGGGUUCUCUAAAGGUGAAGAAUUAGCGCGCCUUUUACGAGCAGCUAUCUUGGAAAUGUGCGCGGAUUUGAAGACCGAAGUUGUGAGCGUUGUGGAUGCGCUUGCGCCGACCGAUUUUGUACUCAAUUCGGUUUUGGGAAAGAGUGAUGGAAACUUAUACCAGCACUUGCAAAAAGCCUUCUUCAGCCACCCCGGAGCUUUCGAACGAGCUUCAUGGUGGAGAGACGUCGUCAAAUCCAAGUUAUAAACCGUGGUUACAUGUGCUGGUUGAACAUUGGAAUAUUCCCAGUAAUAGAUCUAUCGUAGUACAAUGUCCCUUGCGGAAGUCUUGAUCAUAUUCUUGGAAACGUUUCAUACAAAUUUUAUAUGUCAAACCGAUAAAUCAAUUUACACAUAACUCCCAUGCCAGAAAAGUACUUAAAAGUUAUGUCAUUGCAAUAUAUUUUUUUAAAUUAAAGUAAACAAACACGAAUUUAUUUAGCGAAAAUCAAAAUUAUUCAAAGUAUUUUCUUAACAUUUUUUAUUAAAGUGAAAUAGUCAAUUGAAACAUCAAAAUCUAAAAAAAAAUAUUUUAAUGAAUUUAAGUAUGACAAGAUUUCUCAAGUAUUUAUAUAGACCAAAUCUUAGCUGCAUUUAAGACAGUGAUGCUGUAGUGUAACAAGUCGGUGACUUUUAUAGUUGUUUGUUAUUCAUAUCCUCAAGAGAUUUUUCACUUCCGUCUGGUGUAAUUUAUACAAAAAAAAAAAAAAUUAGGCACUCCACUUAAGUUGUCACAACGUGCGGAGUGCUUAAUUUCAAUGUUACUGAAAUUCUUAACUCAAUGAAGAAUGUUAAUAUUUUACUCAAAAACUAUUAUUAUAAAAUUUGGACUAUAGAUAGUAUGGUUGCCAUAGUUUUGUAAAUAGUAACUAUGGUAACAAACUCAUUGUCUAGUCCAUUUUAAUAAUAGGCCCGUAUCAGUCUUAUUUUACUUCAACUAUCGUCAUUUGUCUCCUUAUUUUAAAUUGUGCUAAGGCUAUGAUGGAAAGAGACAGUAGACAAAUUGGCGUAGCAAUUAAACUGAUAUAGUUUUUUUAAUGUUAUAAUUUUAACACUGUUAUUUUUAUCAUUUUGAAUGGUUCAAAUCUAUACUGCGACUCAGUCUUUAGUUUUUAUAUCGAGAAGUAUGUAGUCUUGCCCCUAAUGACAGAUAUCUGCAUAUAUUUUUUAAAUAUUACAAAAAGUGUAUACUGCCGGAAAUUAAUACGCUGGGUUACGAACCCGUGUUUGUUUGAACGCAUCUAUUAUUAUUCGAUUUCAGUUCAACUUAAAUUUGUUAAAUGCCUUUAAAUUUAAACAAAGUAUCUUAGUCAAUAUGCGCCCCAUAGAUUUAAACCAAAAAAAUAUACAUAUUUUUUUUACAUACUAAUUGUUAUAAUUUUGUAUUAUAAGCGUAGGAAAUAUGACAACAGUGAUUCAAUACACCUCACUAGGUUAGAACAUUAAUUUCCUAUUUAUAAUUUAGGAAUGUUUAAAUUGUUGCAAUUUUUGCUUAUUUUCCCCGAAACUACUAGAAUAUGAGUUCUCGAAUAAUGCGAAAUAAUUGGUUGUGAUUGUUUAUGGAUUGGUGCAACACAACAGCGAGAUAUAUUGUGUCAUUUAUUUUGAAUAUAAAGAACCAUAUUUGAAUCCAAAGUAUUUACAAUAGGAAAUUAAUUUUAUAUGAAUUCAAUAUACAACGUAGAAUUACUUUAUAUACAUUUUUGAUGUGUAAAAUAAUGGUUUUUUUAAAACAAAUUUCUCUAUAUUCUUAAUGUGUUUCUGCAUCUGUGGUAAAAUAUUUUAUUUUUAUAUGAUUUUAAAAGGUACAAAUUCUUCAUAAUAUAAUAUAAAAUAUAUUUCAAAAUUAAAUAUCAUCCAGGUGCCGUGAUAAGAAACUGAAGUCAGUCAAGUUCAAAUGUCAAUUGUCAUCUGUCACACGACACGUUAAAUCUAAAGUUUAAUAAAAUUUGUUUCUAAGUUUAAGAGUGAAUGCGAUGAAAACCUCGUGUUGUUCCUCUCCAAUAUCUCCAAGUGUUUUUUUUAUGUACGUUAAUGUUUUACAUUCCUCAUUGUUGCACCAAUCAAUAUUCAUAAAUAAUCGAAAAUACUUUGUUAUUAACAACGGAAUGUUUGCAUUUGUUACAGCAUUUUUGUACUGCAUUUUAUUAUUUACAUGCAAGCUAAGCUUCAAUAGAAUUAUUAAUUUAAUUAUUUUUGUAUAACAAUUAAGGCCAAGUAUUUUAUUUUAAUUUCAUUAUUAUAAUAACUAUUGUUCAUAUAUUAUGGUGGAUAAUACGGAAUGUUUUAGGCUUAAAAUUGUUUUUGAUGCAAUUUCUAAGGGAGCGUUCAAGUAUUACGUCACGCAAUUUUCAGAGAUUUUUCUCGUUUGUCUAUAUAUCUAAAAGCUACCAUUAUAUGGUGUAAAGUACUGAAAAGUCAAAAAUAAUAUUAACAAUAACGCCUAAUUCGAUCCCCGCCUCGUAACGUUAAAUAAGAUGACACACACAUCUCAAAAAAUUAGUUACUUAAUACUUGAACGCUCCCAAAGAAGUUUGUAAACUUGGUCUUAGUAAGUUCUAUAUUUGAAAUAUAGUACAGGGUAUGAACAUAUACAGUAUUUAAAUGAAGUUAUAGAUAGAUAAAUGUAUUCUUUUUUAUAUUCCAAAUUUCUAUAUAUUCUUAAUGUGAUUCAGCAACUCUGUGGUAAAAUAUUUUAUUUUUAUAUGAUUUAUAAUUAGUGCCUUCCUCAAUCUUUAUGUAAUAAAUAUUGUAAUUAUACGUUUGUCUUGUUUAUAGACUUAAUAUUAUUGUUCUUUAUUCACAGUUCUGUGAAAAUUAUUAAAUGAGUAAAAAAAUAUUUGUUUUGUUUAAAAAUUGUAUUUUAUAUAGGAAGUACCCUAUAAAGAAUUGAUCUAUGGGACUUGUGUAUAAUGGAUCAAAUUAAACAAUUGAUUCGAAUAAAAUUGUCUUUAUUGAUAAUUAAGUACAGUGAAGUCUUCUUACAAGGAACUUAAUAGUAUUUUGCAGAUCGCAAUUUGUACCAAAAAAAUAUAACUAUAUAUGUCAAAAUUUUCUAGUGGGAUUACGACAGAACAAUUAUCGAGGUUUUGAUUGAUGGGAGAUAAUUAUGGGCAGGUAAUAAAGCCACGAUAUUAUUAACCCAACUUCUUUUUUAUAUAAAACCUAAACUAAAUAGAGAAGUAUUCGAUAAUUAUUAAUUAUAAAAUCCUUUAACAGUAUUUUAAAUAUCAUACAGAAAUUUUUUUUUAACAUUAUUAUAUACACUGUAUAAACGCCAUGACAGUUAUUUUAAAUUCCACUUAAAUAAUUCCUAUAAGCUUCUGAUUUAAGUGUGGUAAACAAAUAUAUGUUUACAAUUUUUUGUCUACGCUAAAACAAUAUAUUUAGUACAUUUCUGCAUAGCUGAAAUUAGUUGAGCCUUCCUUAUAUAAUCGGUGGCCAGCUUUCUAAAUGCAAUAUUAUGCGAUGUACAGAGUAUUCACUUGGCAGUUUAUUGCUUAAAUAAAAACUACAAAAUACUAUAGAAAAUUACUAAUAUCAAAAGAAUUGCAUUGAUUCAUUAUGAUUACAUUCAUACAGCGUAAUGCUUACGGCGGGUAAAACAUAGGGGAUAUAGUCAAUGAGCAUUAACACUAUCUUUAACUGAAAUCAUAAUUACAAUUUAUAAUAUAUUUCCUAGUAUCGUGUCGUGUGUUCGAUUUAAAACGUAGAUUAGAUUAUCAUCGUCGUUCAUUACCUAUUUGCAAAUAAAAAAUGAGAUACCAAUAUUACCCUUACGCAAGUAAAGUGAUAUUUCUAGUAAUAUACAACCCUAGCCCACAAUCCACAUUAGUACGAAUUAAAUUUAUUUAUUUGUAAGUGUUGCAUGCAUUUAAUAAUAUUACCUGACACCGGUACUUGUCUGUGUGAUUAGAAUAAAAAGGUAAUAAAUCGUUAUCGUAAGACAUACUAAAUCUAUCAACCUGUUACUAUAUAGUAUUUAUUAAAAACAAUUUCAUUGAUAAAACGUG
Messenger RNA from Pieris brassicae (large cabbage white), 6316 nucleotides. RefSeq names its product peroxisomal acyl-coenzyme A oxidase 3-like. Gene Ontology annotation, cellular component: peroxisome. Gene Ontology annotation, molecular function: fatty acid binding; FAD binding; pristanoyl-CoA oxidase activity. Lineage: Eukaryota; Metazoa; Arthropoda; Insecta; Lepidoptera; Pieridae. The coding region runs from base 451 to 2511 and encodes 686 amino acids. Gene Ontology annotation, biological process: lipid homeostasis; fatty acid beta-oxidation using acyl-CoA oxidase. The record is from RefSeq and is a predicted model, not a curated record. The transcript is spliced from 13 exons.